ACAGGAUCGUGUUAUACUUUAAAGGAUGGCGACACUAAAGUGCUUCGAAUAAACCUCCCUGGCCCGCAUGUGUACGUUAUUGAACCGUAAUAUUAUUCAUCAAUAAUACAGCUAUUAUGAAAAAUUAUUUUUGAAACCUAGUCAUGCGAUGCGUUACGUUCAAACAUGCUUUAAAAGACCUACGAAUGGGUGCUGUUUAUGUUUAUACGAAAGAUGGACUACACUGGUGUGCUUGUGUGUCCACACACGGUGUUGCUGUUGCUGACAGUAUUUCUACUCGCGCCACGUUUAUCACUGGGUUUUGUAGACAUCGACAGUGGUUCCCAUAACUACAACGUUGAAGUCAAUCCAUCUACUGGUGAGAAUUCCGACGGGUUGGUUGACUCUGCUGGACCACACCAGCAAGAGUUUUGUUAUGAGGGUUCAUCGGAAGUAGGGUGCCGUCAGGAUGGACGAUCCGACGGCGAGGACGGACCGACAGCCCGUCGGCACGUUGGUGGGGCUGCUGCCGGUGGAGAGACCGGGAAGGUGCAAUGGGACGAACGAGGUUAUGUGACGUUUUGUCAAAGAGUGGGGAACUUUGGAAACCAGAUGGAGGUCUUUUUAGGUAUGAUGGCUUUUGCUAAGGCGUUAGACAGAACUCUUAUCAUUCCACACUUUAACUGGAUUACAUUCCGAGAAAGGCGAGUACAUCGUUACGUCGAGUUCUCGGAGUUGUUCCAAAUUUCCCCCCUUCUUCAAUAUCACCGAGUUGUCACAAUGGAUGUGUUUCUAAAAGUAUUGGCGCCAAGAUACUGGCCCCCUGGACAGCGAAGGGGUUAUUUGUACCAAUUCAUGCCAGACGAUACAGACUGCAAUAAAGCUGGCUGUUGGGGUGAUUUGGAUCCUUCAAUUGAAUUUGACGAGUGCUUCCUACACAAGCUGAACACAUUCCGAACUGAUAUAGCAGAUGAGAAUUCUAUACUUGUCGCUAGACACAUCUGGAAUAGCAAGUUUCCAGUUGAAGAACACCCAGUAAUCACAAUAGAUAAAGCAACGCCAGCUUUUCCUAUAAACCCUGGAAACAGAAAAAUUCAAGAGUUUGUGAAAUGGAACGAGCAUUUCAUGUCGAUAGGCAGGUCAUAUAUUAAUGCGACUUUUGGAAGCAACACCUGGGUGGGGCUACACCUGAGAAACGGCGGAGAUUGGGUCAAGGCCUGCACCCCGGAGAUGCUUGAGACGAACACGUUUAUAAUGGCGUCACCGCAGUGCCAUGAAAAGGAACUUGGAGCUGUUUCUCAGGACAUGUGUCUACCAAGUGUAGCUCACAUGUUGGAGUUAACGCUGAAGGUUGUGAAAGAUGUCAAUGCAAAACACCUCUUCAUUGCUACAGAUAAACACCCCCAUCUCGAAGAAUUCAGGAAAGUGCUCUCCCCCAUAGGGGUUUCUGUACACCAUUUGAAUCCGGAUACUUCACAAGUCGACUUAGUGAUACUAGGCGAGGCAGAUUACUUCAUUGGGACGUGUCCGUCAUCGUUCACCUCAUUCGUUAAACGCUCGAGAGAUGCAACUGGAAAACCCUCCAUAUUCUGGGGACAGGAGUACAGUGGUUUUUAAUUUUCUACCAACUUUUGGGGAUUUUCUUGGGGUUUCUUUUAUCAGGGGCAGAUUGAUCUUAAAGUCAGUGGACACUAUGGGUAAUUGUCAAAGACUAUUCUUUACAGUUGGUGUAUCUCAACAUAAUUA
Molecule: messenger RNA, 1725 nt
Organism: Asterias rubens (European starfish)
Lineage: Eukaryota; Metazoa; Echinodermata; Asteroidea; Forcipulatida; Asteriidae
Product: GDP-fucose protein O-fucosyltransferase 1-like
Exons: 8
Coding region: 199-1596 (465 amino acids)
Biological process (GO): protein O-linked glycosylation via fucose; Notch signaling pathway; regulation of Notch signaling pathway
Cellular component (GO): endoplasmic reticulum
Molecular function (GO): peptide-O-fucosyltransferase activity
Source: RefSeq, a predicted model, not a curated record